CUGGUCAGAGAGAAGCAAUAAUUAUCAUUUACAUUUAUUAGCGAUCGAUAAACGUGAUUGCACUAUGGCCAGCACCAUCAAGGAGGCCUUAUCAGUUGUGAGUGAGGACCAGUCCCUAUUUGAGUGUGCCUACGGAGCGCCACACCUGGCAAAGACGGAGAUGACCGCGUCCUCUUCCAGUGACUAUGGCCAGACGUCCAAGAUGAGUCCCCGGGCCCCUCAGCAGGACUGGCUGUCCCAGCCCCCCACCAGGGUCACCAUCAAGAUGGAGUGCAACCCCGGCCAGGUGAACGGCUCCAGGAACUCGCCUGACGAAUGCAGCGUGGGCAAAGGCGGGAAGAUGGUAGGCAGCGCUGACGCUGUGGGGGUUAGCUACGGCAGCUACAUGGAGGAGAAGCACAUGGCACCCCCCAACAUGACCACCAGCGAGCGCAGAGUGAUUGUGCCUGCAGACCCGACUCUGUGGAGCACGGACCACGUCCGCCAGUGGCUGGAGUGGGCGGUGAAGGAGUACAGCCUCCUGGACGUGGACGUCCUGUUAUUCCAGAAUAUCGACGGGAAGGAGCUGUGCAAGAUGACCAAAGAGGACUUCCAGAGGCUCACCCCGAGCUACAAUGCCGACAUCCUUCUCUCUCACCUCCACUACCUCAGAGAGACUCCCCUUCCACAUUUGACUUCCGAUGACGUUGACAAGGCUUUGCAAAACUCGCCACGGUUAAUGCAUGCGAGAAACACAGGGGGUGCAGCUUUUAUUUUCCCAAAUACUUCAGUAUAUCCUGAAGCUACGCAAAGAAUUACAACUAGGCCAGAUUUACCUUAUGACGUUCCCAGGAGACCAGCCUGGACUGGCCACAGCCACCCCACCCCUCAGUCCAAAGCUGCCCAGCCGUCUCCCUCCACAGUGCCCAAGACGGAAGACCAGCGUCCUCAGCUAGAUCCUUACCAGAUCCUGGGACCUACCAGCAGCCGCCUCGCUAACCCGGGUAGUGGCCAGAUCCAGCUGUGGCAGUUCCUGCUGGAGCUUCUGUCCGACAGCUCCAACUCCAACUGCAUCACGUGGGAGGGGACCAACGGGGAGUUCAAGAUGACGGACCCGGACGAGGUGGCUCGGCGCUGGGGUGAGCGAAAGAGCAAGCCCAACAUGAACUACGACAAGCUGAGCCGCGCCCUGCGCUACUACUAUGACAAGAACAUCAUGACCAAGGUGCACGGGAAGCGCUACGCCUACAAGUUCGACUUCCAUGGGAUCGCCCAGGCCCUCCAGCCCCACCCGCCCGAGUCUGCCCUCUACAAGUACCCCUCCGACCUCCCGUACAUGGGCUCCUACCACGCUCACCCCCAGAAGAUGAACUUUGUGGCCCCCCACCCGCCAGCCCUCCCGGUCACGUCCUCCAGCUUCUUCGCCGCCCCAAACCCAUACUGGAAUUCGCCCACCGGGGGCAUCUACCCGAACACACGGCUCCCAGCCAGCCAUAUGCCCUCUCACCUGGGCACCUACUACUAGAGACCAGAUGGAUGCCUUUCCCAACCGUGCACAAUUACCCAGCAGUCACCACAAACUCAGAGAACACACAUCAGAAGUGCCUCAUGAGGGAUGCAAAAGGUUGACCAGAGCUGGGGAAGGAAGCCGGGAGAGAAAACCAAAGACUGACAGGGGAGGGGAGGAAUUGCCCUAGUAUUACUCAGAAUAGAGGAAGCUCAGAGUACAGUGCCCAUGGACAUAUAACCUGCGGUCCACCCUUGUCAAAGACAUCACAUAGAGAAAAGCGUGACAUCAUAAAGACAACUGCCAAAGAAAGUGGCCUUAAGGAGUGUGCAAACUGUAGAGGGUGGGACCUUCCUUGUACAACCAGGAUUCAGUGAAAGCAAGAGACAGAACAGAAACAAUCUUGGCCUAACAUACCAUGGAUAAUGUCAUUUGAAGGGAAACUACCUGUGUUUAAAAAUAGAAACAUAUCAAAACCAAAUAAGAAGACAAGAUGGCGGCCACUCCAUAGACCACAUUGGUUGUGGAUUUUCUUGGCUGGCAUUUGCUGUGUUGGUUGAAAUCAGAUUUGUUCCAUUUGAUAGAGACCUACCAGCUCUGUCAAACUGUGAAGAUGACCCAAAGUCUCAUCUCCUUUUCAGUAUUACAGGAACUGUGAGCCAUGUGGUGGGCAGGGAAUGUGUGUGGCGUGUGAGCAUGUGAUUAUAGAGAAACGACUGAAGGAGGACGAAGGAGAGGAGAAAGGUUCAGGGAGAGGAGGAGGAGGAGAAAGCAGAGGAGAAGGAAGGAAAGGAGGAGAGGUACAGGGAGAGGAGGAGGAAGAAGAGGAGGAGGAAGCAGAAUAGGAGGAAGGAGAGGUUUGGGGAGGGAGUGGGGGAGGAAGGAGAGGAGGAGGAAGAGGAGGAAAGUAGUAAAAGGCAGCUGCUCAAGCCAUCAAAGCUGAAUUUAGGACCAAAGAGCAUGAGUCAUGCUCUCUGAUGCUGCCAGUGUUGAGGGAAGGGACAGUUUUAUGGAAGACUAGGAGAAGUAGUAUUCAGAACCAAAAAUACAUCUCUUUGUGAAAAGAAAAUCAUAACUGGAAUUGUCUGAUAUUUAAAAAAUGUUCAGGACCUCACCAUUCGGGGGAGGCUUUAUUCUUCAUGGGGGCCAUGGAGAGGUGAGCUUCGUGGCCACCACGGUCUCAGGCUGCACAGGCAUUGUGGGUAGGCGGGCUCCAGUUUUCCUUAAUGAGUCGCGAACGCUGUGCGUUUGUCAGAACGAAGUCUACAAAUCAAUGGGUUUUUUUUCUUUUUAUAUAAUAAUUAUGUAACUUAUGCAUUUAUACACUACGAGUUGACCUCGGCCAGCCAAAGACACACCACACACAAAAGACAAUCAAUGAUAGAAUGUGGCCUUGAAUUUUAACUAUGUACUGCUUAAUGUUUACAGUAUGUUUACUAGUUCUUAGGAUGCAGAAUGUAUGCAAUAAAAUGAGGUUGGCCUCUCGAGGUGAACCAGAA
Molecule: messenger RNA, 2985 nt
Organism: Psammomys obesus (fat sand rat)
Lineage: Eukaryota; Metazoa; Chordata; Mammalia; Rodentia; Muridae
Gene: Erg
Product: ETS transcription factor ERG
Exons: 10
Coding region: 65-1504 (479 amino acids)
Biological process (GO): regulation of transcription by RNA polymerase II; cell differentiation
Cellular component (GO): nucleus
Molecular function (GO): DNA-binding transcription factor activity, RNA polymerase II-specific; sequence-specific DNA binding
Source: RefSeq, a predicted model, not a curated record